GGGUGGGGACAGGUUCGGCUUUGGCUGAAAUCGGGUAUUGGGAAAGGGGCUCCCUGAUGCCAUCAGUCCCCGGUUUUGGGGGAGUUGAAUAAAUAAGCUUUUUGGGGGAUUGGUAUUUACCAGGUGGUGGAGUGGGGACCAUCCCUGGGGCCAUGUGUCCCCGAGGCUUUGGUCUGUUGAGGGCUACUCUCUUGGGGCACCACUAUUCUUCGGCUUUGCUGGAGUGGAAUGAGGAGCGGUCUGGCUUGACCAAACAAGCCAGGGUUAGACUGGAUCUGGGGUGGCCAUUUUGCCACGAUCUUAGGGUUUCACUUUGGUUGGUCACCCCCGGGUUCGGGCCUUGGAGGAGGAAGUCUGGCUGGGACCCACAGGACAGGUUUUUUCCAAAGGUCCCGGGGACCGUCAUUGAUCACAAGAAUUACGGAUUCCCAGGCCCCUGGUGUGGCCAGGCUUUGGGAUUUUACAUUCCAUUUAAGUUUUUAUUGCGGAGAAAUUUCAAACAGCCAGAAGAAGAUAGAACUCUAUAGACCAGAUCUCCAUCACCCAGAUUCAACACUUAACACCUUAUGACCAGUCUUGAUUCAUCUCAGAAUGGACACAGAGAAUCCUUGCAAUCCAGAGUUCACCGUCACUGCCCUUACUGUGUAAGAGCACGGCCUCCACAGCCACAUUUCAUCGAGGCUCUGUGACUUUAUAGCUGUGUCACCUUGGGCAAGACGCUGGCUUCACUGUACCUCAGUUUCCUCGAUUUUAUCUUAAAAAGGAUAAUAGCAUCUAUCGCAUUGGGUUGUUGAAAGGAUAGAAUGAGGUGAAAUUCCUACAGUGGCUGUAACAGUCUCUGGUGUAUACUAAGUGCUCAGUAAAUAUUACCUUUCAUUAAUAACAGGCACAGAGAAGGUCACUUCAUGCUCAGCGUUAACAGCAUAUCAGGGCAGGUCGUGCUUUCAACCUGUAUCCCAGCUGUGUUCCCAGGAAGCUGCCCACAAUUCUUUUCUCCUUUUCUUCUGUGGCAAGUUCAUUCCUGAUGCCGUUAAGGAAGAGGAGGUACUGCCCUGCUGGAGUUUGAGGAUUUCCCUUGAUUUUCUUGAACGCUUUUUGUUCUUGUUCUGCCUCCCUGUGGCUCCUGUCUGCCCCGAGAGGACUGCCUGCUGGGGAAGGGGGUACUCCUGAGCUCCUGACAGCCCAGCUUCAGAUCUACCUUCUGAGAUAUCAUCCUUCUUUAGGGAGACAAGGAAAAAAAGCCACAGGGUCCCAGAGAGCCAGGGGAAUGCUUCGAAAGUUCUACUGCCUGAGAGUAACAUCACAGUAAUGGAAUGGGAAGAUUCUGGAAUCUGCGUCCCCACCUAGACAACGAUUAUACUGGCAGAAUCUGUCAGGUGUACCUAUUUUGGAACUCUGGAGUCUAGUUGAAGGCCUCCAGUUCCCAGGGGGAAGGAAGCAUAGAGGGUAAGUCACAGCUAAUUUUAGCUCUUAGUAUAGUAGCAGCUACAUAUCAUCCACCCUGCCAGCCCUAUGGCAGGUAGCUGUCCUAUAUUCCUAGAUCAGCUUCUACAUGGCUUGUGGGAGACAUGGUGGACAAUAAGGACCCUUUACUCCAAAUAUUGAGGAUCUGUGUUCUGAUUGUUAAUUGCUGUUUCUGAUCACAGAGGUGGUCCACUUAAAUCCUCUGAAAGCUACUUCAGCCAAUUGCAACCCCCCACUGGCUAAAGUGGCUUUUAGGGGAUUUAAGGAGCCAGAGUCUGUUUUUUCCCACUGAAGUUCUCUUUUUCCCCUUUGAGAGCCAAAUAUUUGAGGACUAGUAUAUUGAAAAGCAACUGCGUAUGGGGGAAUGUAGAAGGUAUACCCAUGGAAAGGCACAGGCUCAGAAAACACCUGAGAAGACCUUAAGUUUACACCUCAGGCUGAUUCCUAGCAUGGAGACACCCCACAUCAAUAUAAAAAAAAAUACAAACAAAAGGGAGACUCUAACAGAGUUGCUGCUUUAUAAGAUUUAAAUGUCCAGGUCCAGUUUUUGACAAAAAUCAUAAGGUAUACAAAGAAUGAGGAAAAUAUGACCCAUUCAAAGGGGAAAAAAAUGAAUAAACUGAAAACAUCCCUGACAAAGGCUCGAUAGUACUUACUAAACAAAGACUUUAAAACAGCCAUCUUAAAGAGCUAAAGGAAGAUGUGGAGAAAGUCAAGAAAACAAUGUAAGAACAAAAUGGAAAUAUCAAUAAACAGUCAGAAAACAUAAAAAUAAACCAAAAAUAAAUUUUGGAUUUAAAAAGUACAACUGAAAAGAAAAGUUCAUUAGAGGGAUUCAGAAGUGGAUUUGAGCAGACAGAAGAAUCAGCAAACCAGGAGAUAGGACAAUUAUCAAGUCUGAGGGACACAGACAAACAGAUUAAAGAAAAGUGAACAGAGCCUAAGGGAACUAUGGGAUACUAUUAAGUGGAUCAACUAUGCCUUAUGGGAUUCCCAGGAGAAGAGGAAAAAGGGACAGAGAGAUUGUUUGAAGAAAUAAUGGCUGACAACUUCCUAAGUUUGAUGAAAGACUUGAAUAUAAACAUCCAAGCAGCUCAAUGAACUACAAGUAGGAAAACCUCAAAAGGACUCACACUGAGAAACAAUGUGAUCAAACCAUCAAAAGCCAAAGGUGACAGAAGGGAUUUUUGAAAGCAGCAAGAGAAAAGCAACGCUACAUACAAGGGAUCCUCAAUAAAAUUAUUAGCAAAUUUCUUAUGAAAAACCUCUCGGGCCAGGAGUCAGUGGGUUGAUAUAUUCGAAGUGCUAAAAGAACACAAACAAACAAAAAAGCCUGCCAACCAAGAAUUCUGUAUCUGGCAAAACUGCCCUUCAUUACUGAGGCAGAAAUUAAGGCAUUCUCAGAUAAGUUCGUGGAGAUUACAACCACUAGACCUACCCUAAAGAAAUAUUAACAAGAGUCUUUCAGGUUGAAAUAAAAGGAUGUUAGACAGUUACGUGAAGCCCUAUAAAAAAAUUAAGUUAUCCAUUAAAGGUUAAUACACAGGUAGUAAUAUAAGCUAGUAUUACUGUAACUGUGCUUUGUAACUUCACUUUUUGUUCUCUGUAUGAGACUUAGGAGACUACUGCAUUUAAAAAAAAAUAGUCUAUGUUUUUGACCACACAGUGCAUAAAGAUGUAAUUUUGUGACUUGUGACGUCAGUAAUGAGUUGGAGAUGGAGCUGUAUAGGAACACAGUUUUUAUAUGCUAUUGAAGUUAAGCUGAUGAGUUCAAAUUCGGUUUUUAAAGUUUAGGACAUUAAGUGUAAUCCCCUUGGUUACCACAAAGAAAAUAGCUGUAGGAUGUAGAGAAAAGCAAAUGAGACAGGAAUUUAAAAGUUGCAUUAAAAAAACAAAGACAAAAAAAGGACAGUAAUACAGGAAAUUAAGAAUAAAAAUCUGCAAGACAUGUAGAAAACAAAAAGCAAAAUAGCAGAAAUCAGUCCCUCCUUAUCAGUAAUUAUUUUAUAUGUGAAUGCUUUAAACUUUUAAACAAUUUGGCAUAGUGGAUUUAAAAAAAAAUGAUCUAACUAUAUGCUGUCUACAAGAAACUCACUUUAUAUCCAAAGGCACAAAUAGUUUCAAAGUAAAAGAAUGGAAAAAGAUGUUUCAUGCAAAUAGAAACCAAAGAGAGUAGGAGUGGCUACAUUAAUACCAGAAAAAAUAGGCUUUAAAUUGAAAAAGGUUACAAGAGAUAAAGAAGACAUUAAUAUAAAAGGUUUACUACAGCAAGAAGAUAUAAAAAUUAUACACAUAUACCUCAUAACAGACCCAUAAAAUAUAUAAAGAAAAGUGGGCAGCAUUAUAGGGAGUAGAGUUUUAUAAUAAUAAUUGGAGAUUUCAGUACCCCACUCUAAAUAAUGGAUAGAACAAUAAGAAAGACAAUAAGUAAAGAAAUAGAAGACUUGAACAAGGUGUAAAUCAAAUAGAUAUAAUAGACAUAUUCCAAACAUUGUACCCAACAAAAAUAGAAUUCACAUUCUUCUCAAGUACACAUGGGACAUUUUGCAGGAUAGACUACAUGUUAGGCCACAAAUUAAGACUGAUAUCAUAAGAAGUAUCUUCUACCACAACAAGAUGAAGCUUGAAACCAAUAACUGAAAGAAAAUUUAGAAAUUCACAAAUACAUGAAAGUUAAAGAACAUACUCUUAAACCAGUAGGUAGAGGAAUAAACUACAAGGGAAAUUAGACCAUACUUAGAGUCAAGUGAGAAAGAAACACAACAUAGGAAAACUUAUGAAAUGAAGUAAAGUGCUAGGAGGGAAAUUUUUAGCUGAAAUACAUUAGAAAGCAAAAUCUCCAAGGAACAACCUAAUUUUACAACUUAGGGAACUAGAAAAAGAAGAACAAACUAAACCUAAAGCUAGCAGAAGGAAGGAAAUAAUAAACACUGGAGCAGAGUCAAAUAAAAUAGAGAAUAGAAGGAUAAUAGCAGAAAGCAACAAAACUUAAAGUUGGUUCUUUGAAAGGAUUAAAUAAAUUGACAAACCUUUAGCUUUAUUGGCUAAGAAAACUCAAAUUACUAAAAUCAGAAAUGAAAGUGAGGACAUUACUAUUGUUUCUACAGAAGUAAAAAGGAUUGUACAAGAGAACUAUGAAUUGUGUGCCAACAAAUCGGAUGCCCUAGAUGAAGUGGGCAAAUUCUUAGAAUGCAAAACCUAUCAAGACUGAAUCAUGAGGAAAUCGAAAUUUUGAAUAAGUGUAUAACUAGUGAGGAGAUUGAAUUAGUAAUCAAAACCGUCCUGAUAAAGAAUCAGGUCCUCCUGCACGUAAUGACUUUGCUGGUGAAUUCUGCCAAACAUUUAGAGAACUAACACUAGUUCUUCUCAAACUUCUCCAAAAAUAUUGAAGAGGAGGGAAUACUGCCUGACCCAUUCUGUGAGGCCAGCAUUACUCUGAUACCAAAACCAGACAAAGACACUAUAAGAAAAUUAUAUCAUUUAUAACAUUGAUGCAAAAAAUUUCAACAAAAUACUAGCAAACCGAAUUCCACAAGCAUUUGAAAAGAAUUAUACACCAUGACCAAGUGGAAUUUAUUCCGGAAAUGCAGGAUUGUUCAACAUACAAAAAUAAAUGGGUAUAUGGCCGGGCACAGUGGCUCACACCUGUAAUCCCAGCACUUUGGGGGGCUGAGGUGAGUGGAUCACCUGAGGUCAGGAGUUCGAGACCAGCCUGGCCAGCAUGGUGAAACCACAUCCGUACUAAAAAUACAAAAAAAUUAGCCAGGCAUGGUGGCACGUGCCUGUAAUCCCAGCUACUCUGGAGGCUGAGGCAGGAGAGUUGCUUGGACCCAGGAAGCAGAGCUUGCAGUGAGCCAACAUUGCGCCUCUGCACUCCAGCCUGGGCGACAAGAGCAAAAACUCUGUCUCAAAAAAAAAAAAAAAAUCAAUGCAUAUAAAAUAUCACAUUAACAGAUGAAAGAAAAAAAACACAUGAUCAUCUCAAUGCAGAAAAGUAUUUGACAGAAUUUAGCGCCCUUUUAUAGAAAAUAACUAGAAAUAGAAGGAAACCACUAUAUAAUGUCAUAUGCAAAAAUCUCACAGCUGACAUACUCCAUGGUGAAAGACUGAAAGCUGCAACAUCAGCAAUAAGGCAGCAAUGCCCACUUUUGCCACUUACAGCCAACAGAGUAUUGGAAGUGUUAGCCAGAGAAAAUAAGCAAGAAAAAGGAACAAAUGCCAUCUGAAUGGGAAAAAGUGAAGUUAUCUGAGUUUGCAGGUGGCGUGAUCUGAAAUGUGGAAGACCCUAAAGACUAAACACACACAAACCUAUUAGAACUAAUAUAUGAAGUCAACACACAGAAAUCAGUUGCAUAUCUAUACACUAACAGUGAACAAUCCUAACAGAAAAUGAGGAAAACAAUUUCGUUUAAAAUAGCAUCAAAAAGAAUAAAAUGCUUAGGAAUUAACCAAGGAGAUGAAAGACAUACACUGAAAACUACAAAAUACUGCUGAAAGAAAGAUGUAAAUAAAUGGAAAGACAUCACAUGUUUGUAGACUGGAAAACUAUUUUUUUUUUUUUUUUGAGACGGAGUUUUGCUCUUUUGCUCAGGCUGGAGUGCAGUGGCAUGAUCUUGGCUCACUGCAACCUCCACCCCCCAGGUUCAAGCGAUUCUCCUGCCUCAGCCUCCCAAGUAGCUGGGAUUAUAGGCGCUGCCACCACACCUGGCUAAUUUUUGUAUUUUUAAUAGAAACGGGGUUUCGCCAUGUUGGCCAGGCUGGUCUUGAACUCCUGACCUCAGGUGAUCCACCUUCCUCAGCCUCCCAAAGUGCUAGGGUUACAGGUGUGAGCCACCGCACCUGGCCAGAAAACUUAAUAAUGUUAAAAUAAUAAUACUACUCAAACUAAUCUACAGAGUCAAUAUAAUCCCUAUAAAAAUAACAAUUUUUUUAAGAAAUAGAAAAAUUCAUAUUAAACUUGAUAUGGAAUCUCAAGGGACACUGAAUACCUAAAACAAUCAUGAAAGAGAACCAAGUUGGAGGACUUACAGUUCCUUAUUUCAGAAUUUACUACAAAGCAACAGUAACCCAAACUGUGGUACUGGCAUAAAAACAGACUUACAGACUAAUAGAACAGAAUAGAGAGCCCAGAAAUAAACCCUUGCAUAUAUGGUCAAUUGAUUUUUGACAAGAGUGCCAAGACCAUUCAAUAUGAAAAAGACUAUACUCAACAAACGCUAUUGGGCAAACUGUAUAUUUAUAUGCUGAAGAAUGAAGUUGAACCCUUACCUAACACCAUAUACACAAAUUAACUGAAAAUGGAUCGCAGACCUAAACAUAAAUGUGAAAACUAUAAAAUUUGUAGAUGAAAACCUAGGCGAACAUCUUUAUAACAUUGGAUUUGGUGAUGAUUUCUUGGAAAUAACACCAAAACAUAGGCAAUAAAAGAAAAGAAUAGUGAACUUGGACUUCAUCAAAAUUUAAAACUUUCAUUCAUCAAAGGAAGGCAAUGUAUUUGCAAGUCACAUAUCUGAUAAGAGAUUAAUAUUUAGAAUAUAUAAAGAACUCCUGCAGUUUAACAACAAUAGAAGAACACCCCAGCUUAAAAAUGGACAAAGGAUUUGAAGUCAUUUUUGCAAAGAUAUACAUGAGGCCAAUAAGCACCUGAAAAGAUGUUCACUAUCACUCACAUUAGGAAAAUACAAAUGAAGACCACAAUGAGAUACCACCUUAUACCAAUUAGUAUGGCUAUUACUUUAAAAAACCCCAAAACUAGAAAGCAGUAAGUGUUGACAAGGAUGUGGAGAAAACAGAACCCUUGUGCACUGCUGGUGGGAAUGCAAAAUGGUACAGCUGCUGUGGAAAACAGUGUGGUGGUUCCUAUAGAAUUGCUGUUUGAUCCAGUAAUUCCACUUUUGAGUGUAUACCCAAAAGAGCUGAAGGGACUCCAACAAAUAUUUAUACAACCGUGUGCAUGGAAGAAUAGCCAGAAGCUAGAAACAAACCAAACGUCUAUUAACAGAUGCAUAAACAAAAUGUAGUAUAUACACACAAUGGAGUAUUAUUUAGUCUUAACAAGGAAGUAAAUUCUGAGUGCAUGCUUCUACAUGGCUAAAUCUUGAAGACAUGCUAAGUGAAAUAAGUCAGACACAAAAGGACAUAUAUGAUUCCACUUAUUGUAGCUACAUAGAAUAACCACAUAUAUAAUGGAGACAGAAAGCAAAAUGGUCACUACCAGGAUCUAGCUGGAGGAAAGAAUGGGAAGUUACUGUUUAAUAGUUACAGUGUUGCAGUGUGGGAUGAUGAAAAAGUUCUGGAUUCUACCAGUAGGUGGCUUUUAUUCCUCCUAGGGGGCCCUCCCUGCCUACAUUUUGGCUUUGUCUUCCUUUGCUCAUAAUGUCCUUGUCCCUGCUCCCCACAUGCCUCAUCUGUAGUUCCUAGCACUUUCUUCUUCCCUUGAUUCCAACCCAUUCUCCAAGACCAAGUUGCCACGCCCUGUCUUAGAAAACCCUUUCUAAUCUCUAUUCCAGUGUGUCCUCCAUUUGGAAAUAGUGCUAAGAAAAUUAAAAGAAUAAAACUGGGCAGGGACAUGAGAAUAGGAUGCAAAGAUGAAUUUUUGGACUGAGUGGCCAAGAAGCUCCAUGGUGAGCACUCACAGUCUAAGGCUGGAAGUUUAAUGAACUGUUUUCUACAUUUCACAGUUUUGUCUUACAGGCACACAUGGCAUUCAGGGAUGUGGCUGUGGAUUUCACCCAGGAUGAGUGGAGGCUGCUGAGCCCUGCUCAAAGGACUCUGUACAGAGAGGUGAUGCUGGAGAACUACAGCAACCUGGUCUCACUGGGAAUUUCAUUUUCUAAACCAGAACUCAUCACCCAGCUGGAGCAAGGGAAAGAGACCUGGAGAGAGGAGAAAAAAUGUUCACCGGCAACCUCUCCAGAUCAUCAAGAAUAUGGAAACAACUGUGACCUAAAGAAAGAAGCAGAUCCAGAGCCAGAGCUCUACCUCGAUCCUUUCUGCCCUCCGGGUUUCUCCAGUCAGAAAUUCCCCAUGCAGCAUGUGCUGUGUAAUCAUCCCCCCUGGAUCUUCACAUGCUUGUGUGCAGAAGGUAACAUCCAGCCUGGGGAUCCGGGCCCAGGGGACCAGGAGAAGCAGCAACAAGCCUCUGACGGGAGACCCUGGAGUGAUCAAGCAGAAGGUCCCAAGGGAGAAGGUGCCAUGCCUUUGUUUGGAAGAACAAAGAAAAGGACUCUGGGAGCGUUCUCCAGGCCACCCCAGAGGCAGCCAGUCAGCUCUCAGAACAGCCUCAGAGGGGUGGAGUUAGAAGCCAGCCCAGCUCAGACAGGGACCCCUGAGGAAACAGACAAAUUGUUGAAGAGGAUAGAAGUCUUAGGAUUUGGAACAGUCAACUGUGGAGAGUGUGGACUUAGCUUCAGCAAGAUGACAAACCUGCUCAGUCACCAGCGGAUACACUCAGGGGAGAAGCCCUACGUGUGUGGGGUAUGUGAGAAGGGCUUCAGCCUAAAGAAGAGCCUCGCCAGACACCAGAAGGCACACUCGGGGGAGAAGCCGAUUGUGUGCAGGGAGUGUGGACGAGGCUUUAACCGGAAGUCAACGCUAAUCAUACACGAGCGGACACACUCCGGUGAGAAACCUUACAUGUGCAGUGAGUGUGGGCGAGGCUUCAGCCAAAAGUCAAACCUCAUCAUACACCAGAGGACACACUCGGGGGAAAAGCCUUACGUGUGCCGGGAAUGCGGCAAAGGCUUCAGCCAGAAGUCAGCUGUCGUGAGACACCAGAGGACACACUUGGAGGAGAAGACCAUCGUGUGCAGUGACUGCGGCCUGGGCUUCAGCGACAGGUCAAACCUCAUCUCCCACCAGAGGACGCACUCUGGGGAGAAGCCCUACGCCUGCAAGGAGUGUGGGCGAUGCUUCAGGCAGAGGACCACCCUUGUCAACCACCAGAGGACACACUCAAAGGAGAAGCCCUAUGUGUGCGGGGUGUGUGGGCACAGCUUCAGCCAGAAUUCAACCCUCAUUUCUCACAGGCGGACGCACACCGGGGAGAAGCCGUAUGUGUGUGGGGUGUGUGGGCGAGGCUUUAGUCUCAAGUCACACCUCAACAGACACCAGAACAUACACUCAGGGGAGAAGCCCAUUGUGUGCAAGGACUGUGGCCGGGGCUUCAGCCAGCAAUCCAACCUCAUCAGACACCAGAGGACGCACUCGGGGGAGAAGCCCAUGGUGUGUGGGGAGUGCGGGCGAGGCUUCAGCCAGAAGUCAAACCUUGUUGCACACCAGAGGACGCACUCAGGGGAGAGGCCGUAUGUGUGCCGGGAGUGCGGGCGAGGCUUUAGCCACCAGGCCGGUCUCAUCAGGCACAAGCGGAAGCACUUGAGGGAGAAGCCCUACGCGUGCAGGCAGUGUGGACUGGGCUUUGGCAAUAAGUCAGCUCUAAUCACACACAAGCGGGCUCACUCAGAAGAGAAGCCUUGCGUGUGCAGAGAGUGUGGCCAAGGCUUUCUCCAAAAGUCACACCUCACCUUACAUCAAAUGACACAUAAGGGGGAGAAGCCGUAUGUGUGCAAGACGUGUGGGCAGGGCUUCAGCCUCAAGUCUCACCUCAGCAGACACAGGAAGACCAAGUCUGUCCACCACAGACUGCCACUGCAGCCCGACCCUGGGCCGUGUGCGGGGCAACCUUCCAAUUCCUUAUACUCUCACUGAAGGCAGAGAUAGGGACAAGGACUAAGAGUCAGAAUGUUGACACUUUGAUGAAAUGGAGUAGAGAAAUGCAUUCUGUAAGUGGUCAUAGGACAUUUGACUGUUUACUUUCUCCACUUAAGUCUUCUCCAUGUUUUGUGGCCUUCGGUUGUAAUAAACUUGGCUUCUUUAUACAUCUGUAA
Molecule: messenger RNA, 10349 nt
Organism: Symphalangus syndactylus (siamang)
Lineage: Eukaryota; Metazoa; Chordata; Mammalia; Primates; Hylobatidae
Gene: ZNF133
Product: zinc finger protein 133
Biological process (GO): regulation of transcription by RNA polymerase II
Cellular component (GO): nucleus
Molecular function (GO): DNA-binding transcription activator activity, RNA polymerase II-specific; RNA polymerase II cis-regulatory region sequence-specific DNA binding
Source: RefSeq, a predicted model, not a curated record